AAGUGGAACAAUCCUAGUAAGAACGAUUAAAGUUAUUGGGAAUAAUCCAAUAGUUUUUAUUUUAAAACAACUACGAACUAAACUGUUAAAAUGGCUGACAAACAUGAUCUUCUGCUGUUGUUCGAGCGUCCCAAUGAACCCGUGUUCAUGGAAAAAGGCAAAACUGUCACGAUCUUCGAUAUACCAGACAAAUUUUUGACCGACCGUUAUCGUCCCAUUGGCACUGAGGUCCACAGUCGUUUUGGUGAGAAGGCUGAGAAACGCAUUCCAGUACGUGAUGUUUCCCUACCUGACUUACGCAUACCCAUGUCCUUGGGUCGUCAGGAACAAUUUUCGUUGUUUGUUCCCCGCCACAGACGUAUUGCUGGACGUUUGAUUGACAUUUUUAUGGGUUUACGUUCAAUCGAUGAUUUGCAAAGUGUUGCUGUUUAUGCUCGAGAUCGCCUAAAUCCUUUCCUUUUCAAUUAUGCCCUCUCAGUGGCUUUGUUACAUCGUCCUGAUACCAAGAGUUUGGAUUUGCCAUCAUUCGCUCAAAAUUUUCCCGAAAAGUUUGUAGACUCCACAGUAUUCCGUCAAGUGAGAGAAGAAGCUACAGUUGUUUCGGAGGGUUCUCGUAUGCCAAUUGUGGUGCCUAGAGACUACACUGCUUCUGACUUGGAUCCGGAACAUCGCUUGUGGUAUUUCCGUGAAGAUUUGGGUAUCAAUUUACAUCAUUGGCAUUGGCAUUUGGUGUAUCCUUUUGAAGCUGGUGACCGCACAAUUGUAAAUAAGGACCGUCGUGGUGAAUUAUUUUACUAUAUGCAUCAACAGGUUGUGGCUCGUUAUAAUAUGGAACGUUUCAGUAACAAUUUGGCUCGUGUUGCCAGAUUCAACAAUUUCCGUCAACCCAUUCCUGAGGGUUAUUUCCCGAAAAUGGAUUCCCUCGUUGCCAGUCGCGCUUGGCCACCACGUUUCGACAACACCGCUAUUUCUGACUUGAAUCGUGAGUUAGAUCAAAUUAAUUUGGAUGUCGCUGAUAUGGAAAGAUGGCGUGAUCGUAUCUUCGAAGCUAUUCAUCAAGGAUUCGUAGUAGAUGAAAGUGGUAAUCGCAUUAAUUUGGACGAACAACGCGGUAUAGAUAUUUUGGGUAAUAUUAUGGAAUCAUCAAUCGUUUCUCCCAAUCGUUCAUUAUAUGGAGAUCUCCACAACAUGGGUCAUGUAUUCAUUUCGUAUGCCCACGAUCCUGAUCAUCGUCACUUGGAAUCGUUUGGAGUUAUGGGUGACUCAGCAACUGCUAUGCGUGAUCCUGUUUUCUACAAAUGGCAUGCUUAUGUUGAUGACGUGUUCCAAGAACAUAAAAUUCGCUUACCUUCGUAUACUAUUCCGCAAUUACAAUAUGAUGGUGUUACUAUUUCUGGUAUUCAGGUGGCUGCCGAUGGUGGUCGUCCAAAUGUAAUGUCCACAUUCUGGCAACAAUCUGAUGUUGAUCUAUCCAGAGGCAUGGAUUUCGUACCCAGAGGCAAUGUCUUUGCUCGUUUCACACACUUGCAACAUGUUCCGUUCACUUAUACUAUCAAUGUGAAUAACGCCAGUGGAGCUCAACGUUUCGGUACAGUACGUAUAUUCUUGGGACCCAAGGCCGAUGAGAGAGGACAGCAGAUGAUGUUGAGAGAUCAACGCUUGUUGAUGGUUGAAUUGGAUAAAUUUGUUGUUGGGUUAAAUCCUGGACAAAAUACCAUUCGUCGUCGUUCCUCGGAAUCUAGUGUUACCAUUCCCUUCGAGCGUACCUUCCGUAAUUUGGAUGCUAAUCGCCCUGCUGCUGGUUCUGCCGAAGAAUUGGAAUUCAAUUUCUGUGGUUGUGGUUGGCCACAGCACAUGUUGAUUCCUAAGGGUCUUCCCGAAGGACUACGCUGUGAGCUAUUCAUUAUGAUCUCCAAUUAUGAUGAUGAUCGUGUUGACCAACAAUUGGUGGGUGCUUGCAGUGAUGCUGCUUCCUAUUGUGGUGUUCGUGAUCGCCUCUAUCCUGAUCGUCGUCCCAUGGGUUAUCCCUUCGAUCGUUUGCCACGCCAAGGUGCUGAUCGUUUGAUUAAUUUCCUGACACCCAAUAUGAGCAUGGUUGAUGUUGUAAUUCAGCAUGAUCCCAACAGAGUUGUACAACGUCAAAAUUAAAUGUUUUGUGGAAUAUGUGGACCUUAUAUGUUGACUAUAUGGAUUUUCUAACGGACUUUUUGCGACGAUUCUUUGUAGUAUAUAAUAAUAUCUUUUUUAAUAUAAGUGGAUUUGAUACAUAAUUGAUAGUAUAUAAUUAUAAAUACAUACAAAUAUUAAAAGUACUAUGUCAAAAUAAUAAGUAUUAAAAUACUAAUCACAAA
Messenger RNA from Calliphora vicina (urban bluebottle blowfly), 2351 nucleotides. Its product is annotated as phenoloxidase 2-like. Lineage: Eukaryota; Metazoa; Arthropoda; Insecta; Diptera; Calliphoridae. The transcript is spliced from 3 exons. The coding region runs from base 91 to 2148 and encodes 685 amino acids. The record is from RefSeq and is a predicted model, not a curated record. Gene Ontology annotation, molecular function: oxidoreductase activity.